GGUGGAGCUUUAAGAUACCAUCAUUGAUACUAUCUUUGCAAAAUGAUUAUUGGAAAGGAGCAAAUUCCUUUCUUGAUUUAAUGAGAUUUAAUUUCCCACCUUUUAAUCAGUUAUUCAACCAAUUUGUCCCUGUGCAUUAUAAAAGCACGAGCAGUUUUGAAGGAUAGUUCAGAUCCCUGACCCAACCACCUGAGCAAACCUUGCUCCUGACAUGAUGUGGCUGCAUACACUGGUCCUGUACAUCUUUGCCUUCACAGUUCAGGGGCAGCAGCCUUCAAUGCCAAUAGUAGACACAGAAUAUGGGAAAGUCCAAGGCACUCAAGUGACACUACGAGGAUUUGACAAACCUGUCCAUGUUUUUCUGGGGGUGCCUUUUGCCAAACCUCCCCUGGGACCUCUGAGAUUCACUCCACCCCAGCCUCCUGAGCCCUGGGACUAUGUGAAGAAGACCACUACAUACCCACCAGUAUGUACCCAGAGUACAGGUGUAGCAAAUAGACUUUCUAGCCUUUUCUCUAUUAGGAAUGAAACCAUUCCAGUGACAAAUUCUGAAGACUGUUUGUACCUAAAUAUUUACACACCAGCUAACAUGACUAAGAAAACCAAGUUACCGGUGAUGGUAUGGGUCCAUGGAGGAGGUUUGUUUAUGGGUGGGGCUUCAACCUAUGAUGGAUCAGCCCUAUCAGCCUUUGAGAAUGUAGUAGUGACAACCAUUCAAUACCGCCUUGGAAUCUUGGGGUUCUUUAGUACUGGAGAUGAACAUGCCCGGGGGAAUUGGGGUUCCUUAGACCAAGUGGCAGGACUCCAGUGGAUCCAGAAGAAUAUUGCCAACUUUGGAGGAGACCCAGACUCAGUAACCAUCUUUGGCGAAGCUUCAGGAGGUUUUAGUGUUUCAUCACUGAUUUUGUCUCCUCUGACCAAGAAUCUCUUCCACUGAGCCAUUUUUCAGAGUGGUGUUGUCCUUCAAUCACCUCUAUUCAGUUCUAAUGUCAAACCAAUUACUGAGAAAAUUGCAGCUUUUGCUGGAUGUAAAACAACUACAUCAGCCAUCAUGGUUCACUGUAUGAGGCAGAAGACAGAGGAAGAGAUCAUUAACAUAACUAAGAAGUUGGAAUUAUACCACUUGGAUUUCCUUGGAGAUCCCACAAAGAAAUUUGUGUUCAUACCUUCAGUUGUGGAUGGAGCAUUUUUCCCCAAAAGUCCCAAAGAACUCCUGACUGAAAAGCAGUUUAAAGACAUUCCCUACAUCAUGGGAAUCACCAAUGAUGAAUUUGGCUGGUUUCUUCCAAAUGAAAUGGGAUAUCCUCUAUCAGGGGAUGGACUGGACCAAGAGACAGCAACAGCACUUCUAUGGAGCUCCUAUCCAACUGUUGAAAUUCCCCAAAAUCUUACUGCUGUGAUAACUCAAGAGUAUCUUGGAGUGACAGAUGAUCCUGUCAAAAAGAAAAGAUUCUUUCUGGACAUGCUAGGAGACUUGACAUUUGGAAUCCCUACUGUGAUUUUGGCUCAGUACUACCGGGAUGCAGGUUCACGCACCUACCUCUAUGAAUUUCAGCAUCCAGCAAGUGUUUGGGGAAAUCUGAAGCCAGCAAUGGUCAGGGCAGACCAUGGGGAUGAUUUAUUCUUUGUGUUUGGGUCUCCAUUUUUAAGAGAUGAUUUCUCAGAAGAAGAAAAGCAUCUUAGCAGGAAGAUGAUGAAAUAUUGGGGCAACUUUGCUCGGAAUGGAAAUCCGAAUGGUGAAGGACUGCUGGAAUGGCCUCAAUAUAAUCAGAAUGAAGAGUACCUCCAAAUCAAUACCACUUUUAAAAUAGGCAAGAAGCUGAAGAAAAAGGAAGUGGAAUAUUUUACUGAGCUUUGGGCAAACCAAACAUCUAAAGAGAAAGGAGAGCAUAUCUAGAUAUUAUCUGCAUAGAUAAAGUUACUAGACUUCAAAAGAAGCCUCUGUGGACCUGAAUAAAAAGAAAUUUUUGCAUUGGAA
Messenger RNA from Gracilinanus agilis (Agile Gracile Mouse Opossum), 1978 nucleotides. RefSeq names its product liver carboxylesterase 1-like. Lineage: Eukaryota; Metazoa; Chordata; Mammalia; Didelphimorphia; Didelphidae. The transcript is spliced from 14 exons. Gene Ontology annotation, biological process: lipid catabolic process. The record is from RefSeq and is a predicted model, not a curated record. Gene Ontology annotation, cellular component: lipid droplet; endoplasmic reticulum. Gene Ontology annotation, molecular function: carboxylic ester hydrolase activity.